Hevea brasiliensis (rubber tree) is the source of this 1303-nucleotide messenger RNA. RefSeq names its product ras-related protein RABA4c. The record is from RefSeq and is a predicted model, not a curated record. Lineage: Eukaryota; Viridiplantae; Streptophyta; Magnoliopsida; Malpighiales; Euphorbiaceae. The transcript is spliced from 3 exons. Gene Ontology annotation, cellular component: endosome. Gene Ontology annotation, molecular function: GTP binding; GTPase activity. The coding region runs from base 213 to 890 and encodes 225 amino acids.
UCUUUUCAAUACCCACCUUUUCCUUUCAAUUUCUCAUCAAACCCCAGACUCAGACUUCUCAUAAACCUCACCUACUCUACUACAGGCUUUGAUCUUUCUUUCUUUUGAUCCUGAUCUCUCUUUACCAUUCAUACUGUACCAAGCUUUGAAUUUUAUGUAAAUAAUUUUCUUCAUAUAAAAAAAUUAGCUUGAAAUUGAUAUAAGAGAUAGGGAUGUCGAAUUUGCAAGUGAAUUUCAAUCAGAAGAUAGACUACGUGUUUAAAAUCGUACUGAUUGGUGACUCAGCGGUGGGCAAAUCGCAGCUCCUGGCUCGAUUCGCCAGAAACGAGUUCAGUUUGGAUUCCAAAGCCACGAUCGGAGUAGAGUUCCAGACUAAAACCAUCGUUAUUGAUCACAAAACCAUCAAAGCUCAGAUUUGGGAUACUGCAGGUCAAGAACGGUAUCGGGCAGUGACAAGUGCAUACUACAGAGGUGCAGUGGGGGCAAUGCUGGUCUAUGACAUAAGCAAGCGUCAGUCGUUUGAUCAUAUAGCAAAGUGGUUAGAGGAAUUGCGGGAGCAUGCUGAUAGUAACACCAUCAUCAUGCUUGUAGGUAACAAGUCUGAUCUGGAGACCCUUCGAGCUGUGCCAACUGAAGAUGCCAAAGAAUUUGCCCAAAAGGAAAACCUCUUCUUCAUGGAGACGUCAGCUCUUGAGUCCACUAAUGUUGAAUCGGCUUUCCUUUCUGUCCUGACAGAGAUUUAUCGAAUUGUCAGCAAGAAGAGCCUUGUUGCAAAUGACGAACAUGGAAGUGGAGGAAAUGCUUCACUUCUCAAGGGAACCAAGAUUGUUGUCCCUGGACAGGAGCCAGAAUUGCAAGCAAGGAGUUCAGGUUGUUGCAGUAGAUCAUAGGAUUAAUUUCCUUCCAUGCUGCAGUUCCUGGGCUCCUGCUAUUUGUUGUUUCAGAUCAUUGUAUGGCACCGUUUGGGGUUUUGUAUAUCAGGUAAUCGAGUUUUUACACUUUAUCAGUGACUUGCUGGCUCUUUUGCACAUAGAGCUUGUGGAAAUCAAACUUUAAAUGUUGUGAUAUACACAAGAUUACGUCUGAAAUUGCUCAUUUUGUUAUAAUUAGUAGUUAGCUGUGGUUGGCAGCUCAAAGAAAAAUGGUUCUCUUACGAAAAGUAUGCCACACAAAUUUCAUAAUGUUUUGUCCCAUGGACAGCAUUCAUAGAAUGUUGAUUCAACUUGUGAAUGACUUUUGGUUUUGAUGGUAUUCUUUUCUGAUGAAUAUCUUAAAGUAUCACUUUGCUCUGAGUUUCUCACAA